Messenger RNA from Paramecium primaurelia, 1668 nucleotides. The record is from the annotation of a GenBank genome assembly. NCBI's taxonomy places the organism in Eukaryota, Ciliophora, Oligohymenophorea, Peniculida, Parameciidae.
AUGAAAGAAUACUAUCUGGAUUAUUAAUACGAAAGAUUUUUAAUGCUGGUUCCUAUCUCUUUCCAAUAUUAACAAUUUUGGGACUCGUUUUCCUAUUGUUACUAUAAUUCAGAGAAUAGUAUAAUUAAUUCUUGGAUUAAGAGAAUCAUGGUAUAAAGUUAAUCAAAAAGAAUAGAGCAUUUUAAUAAUGAAACAAUCUACAUUUUCAAUAUAACUGAUACUGAAUUAAAAGAAAAAAAUGAAUCAUACCUCUCUAUGAAAUUUACAAUUAACAAAACAUUUCUAUAUAUGAGUGAUGAAUUUUAAUAGAAAUAUAAUUUCACUGUUGUUACUCAUUUUAUAGAUGUAGAUUUUUAUAUGAAAGGAUUUAAUACCAUUUUGUGUUUAGCAACAGAUUUAGAAACAAUGUUUAUAAUAGAUUUCCUUGAUUUCUAUUAAGAAAAUGAUAUUUAACUAAUGAAUCAACACACAAAUGAAACUUGGAGUUGGAAUGUGUAAUAGUUUGAAAGUUAAAUAUUUUAAUUAAUUUUAGGUAAUAAUGUAGUUGCUUAUGAUGAAAGAAUUUAUACAACUGUAAUAUAAUUCAUUAAAUGUGUUUUGGGAACAUUUCUAUAAUCAAUUGUAGCUUCAAUUUACAUGAAAAUGUCCAUUAUUUGUGCUCCUAUUUUAAUAAUAUAUAUGGGUAUUUAUUAAUAUAUAAGUAUUUUAUAGUGAGUUGCAUGUAAAUCUGUCAAAAUGAAGAUAUAUAAGCAUAAGCAUUGGUUGGGGCAUUUCCUUGGGUAGGCUAAUAUUUGACUAUUUUGAAUAGAAAUCAUAAAUUGAAAUAGGAGUUGCUUAAUGCUUUCAUAUAAAUGUUGAUUUUAUUUUAUUUGGUCUACUUUUUUUAAUUUAGUGGUUAUAGUGGUUCAAUACAAUUGUUUGCAAAAAGCUAUCCGAGAGGAUUAAGUGAAAACUUUUUCUCGUAAGAAUUAUAAAUCAUUUAGAUCAUUUCUAUUAAAUGAAUUUGUGAGCAUUAUUUUUUUAAGAACUAGAUCAUCCCUUUAUUUUGUUCCAAAAUACAUUACAUUAACUUAUCUACUGUUUAUAUAUUACUUUGAAUCUACUAUUUAUGGAUAUUACAAUCUAGCAUUUUAAAUUUGUAUCUUUUCAUAAUUUGCUAUCAUAUCAAUUUUUGUGCUCCAAUUUGAAAUAGCUGCCCUAGAAUGGUCAACAAUAUCUCCAUACACACCUUCAUUUGAUAGGCCACGUGUAUUAUAUUGUCCAAUGUUCAAUAUGAAUUGGGUCAAUGAUAUUCCAACUUUAUGGACUAUGUUCUUUCCUUUAUGUGGAAGAAGGUAUAAAUAAUUAAUUUACUUUAGAUUUUUCUAAAUCUAGAAUUUGGCUCUGGUAGAUAAAAAUUAUAUCUUAUUAAACAAUCUAUUAAAUUAAGAGGAACCUAUAGCUAUUGAAAAUAAUGCUCCUGCUUAAGUUCCAAAUAUUUAAGUUUAACUUGAAUUACCUUAAUAAUAAGAAUAAUAAUAAUAAUAAUAAUAAGAAUAAUAAUAAUAAUAAUAAUAAGCUAUGAUUUUACCAUAGAUUCAGGAAGGUUAAAUUAAUUAGUAGGUUGUAAUAAAUGUAGAUAAUAUACUUGGAAAUGAUUAACCAUAACAACAGAAUUAGCUAUUGUGA